This is a messenger RNA of Orycteropus afer afer, 351 nucleotides long. NCBI's taxonomy places the organism in Eukaryota, Metazoa, Chordata, Mammalia, Tubulidentata, Orycteropodidae. The record is from RefSeq and is a predicted model, not a curated record.
AUGGUUUCCCUGGUCAAGUCGCUCUGGUUGAAGGAUUCUCUGGAGCCUGUGAUCAGAUGUGUCCAGUCCCAGGGGCAACUGCAGGAGUCGGGCCCAGGGUUGGGGAAGCCCUCAAAGAUGAUGUCGCUCAGCUGUGCAGUCUCUGCCCCCAGGGGAGGGCCUGGAAUGGCUGGGACGUGGUUCCUACAGUGGAUCAUCGUGGAAUACCCACUAUGCCUCUCCACCCAGGACCACAUCUCCAUCACUGCUGACUCCUCCGAGAACCAGUUCUCCCUGCAGUUGGGGUCAGUGACCUCCAAGGACACUGCCUUGUAUUACUGUGCGAGAGACACAGUGAGAGGAACUCAGUGA